ACAGCAAACUGAAAGCAAGCUUUUCCAUGUCGUGUGUUGUUUCGUGUUUUUCUUUCGAUUUUGUUGGUGUAAAUCACCUAAAAUAGGUUUCUGCACAACUUCAGGUUUAUUUUAAGAUUAGGCAAACAAAGGCAAAGUAGAAUGCAAUGUGUGAGGAGGAAGUGGCAAGCAUUAGACUGUCCAUCAAGGAGUCUUUACAGAAUCUUGAUAAUUACAAAGCUUAUCUUAGCUCAGAGUUGGUUAAUGUAAAUUCUACAAGGGAAGGAGUAAAAUGCAGUAUAGCAAAGGCAAAGAAGGAAGUUGAGGAUAAAUUUGAAAGUAUUGAGCAACAACUUCUUAAGGCACUUGCAUUAAGAAAGAAGGACAUUCUUUUGGCCAUAAAUGAUGUUGCCAACAAAGAUCUUGAGCCUUUGAAUAACCUUGAAGAAAAGAUCAAUGGUGAAUUGGAGACUGUGGAGAAAUUAAAAAUACAGGGUAAUGAUAUUUUAGAAGAAGAGGAUUCUGUAAUUUCAGAGAAGGCAGAGCAGACAUUGAAAGAAAUAAACAUACAACAAAAUAGAUAUCCCAAUAUGCCAUGCAUUUCUCAAACGUUGUCAGUAACAUUUGAAGAAAAUCAUAUUGAGUGUGUAAACCAUAUUGGAGAAAUAUCCAUGACAGGGUCGUUGCAGAUUGUCACCUUAGCAGAACAGCCUGGAGGAAUGCUUGUUGAAUGGGAUGAUACAUUUUCAGACAGUGAAUCUGUCACUGAAUACAGUGGUGUCCAGGAAUACAUUUUGCAGUGCUGUUGCACAGACAACAAGGGAAACCAUGAUGGAGCUGUGUUCAAUACUGUUUACAAUGGAGAGGGAAUGUCUCAUGUUGUUACUGACCUUGAACCUCACGUGUCUUAUACAUUCCGUGUUUGUGGACGGUUUGGUAGAGAUGGACGAUGGAGCUCCUGGAGUAUACCAAGAAGUGGGAUGACGACACUGGAUCCUCAUGAGUGGUCUGCUGAGGACUGCCUCAACAUGAAUCAACUUGCCAUCUAUCAACUAAGUAACAAAAGAAGAACAGCUACCAAGGUUUUCCCUGACAGCUCCAAGGUUUUGAGGUCCAAGACUAUGAGCUAUCGUGUAGAGACAGCUCUUCAGUUCAAGAUUGAUGAAACAGGGGAUGACAGUAAUGGCGACGGCAUUGGUUUAACAACAUCAUCCUUUGACUUUAGCAAUUCAAAACAAAACCUUCAGUGUCCAGGGUCUGUCAGUAUCAACUCCAAAGGCUUAGUUUAUGUAAAUGGAAACAGCAUGACCACCCAGAUGCCGGCAUUCAAACGAGGCACUGUCAUUAUUUUCGAAGUCAAUCAACUGAAUCCUGGUAAAUUACGUGUGUCAAUCAGUGUUGACGACAAACAAGUGACAUUUGAUUGGGCAAUUGAGGAAAAAGAUGAUUGCACUAAGUUGUACUUUGCUAUGGGCUUUCAGCAUUCCGGCUGGCAAAUAACUGUAUGAUUAGAAUCAACAUUUUUCAUUCCUUGUUCAGUCCUAUAAACAUUAUACCCAAAUUUAGCUGUCUUAUGGUUUUUAUAUUAAUUCAUGACCAAAUGCAGGUUGAUCUAUGAUGCUAAGAAACAGCAAUUCCUAGAAAAAAGUAUAUGAAUUUUCAAAUUUAGAUGUUGAAUUUUUUCUUCAUGGCACAAAUUAUUAUCAAAAAAUUAAUUAUAUAUAAUGUGAAAGUUUAUUUAAAAUCAAUUUCAAUAGUAGCUAGAUUAUUGCCCUGUUAAUAGACUUUUUUCACCCUGUCAUGCUGAUUAAAAAGAUGAAGAAAAGAAAAAUCAGCUUUAAUAAUAAUGUGUUCCUAUUUGAGCAUGUGUCAUGACUAACUGGAAACUUUUAGAGAUUAAUAACCUUAAAUUUCUUUUCCGUUUCAUUUUUAUCAACACAAAUUUGCUCACUGAAUAAAAUUAGCUUAUUCAGGUUGUCACAUAAAACCUGUUUGACCAGAAGUGCAACCUGUUUUUGAGAGGGCUAAGCAAACCUCAUCUGCUACUGUCAUAGUUACAAUUUAUUAAUCAAAGUUGGUAAGUGGUAAAAUGCUUCGAAAUUUAAGGAUAUUUUACUUAUCUCAAAUGUCAGUUUUCAAAGUCAAAUACUUGUAAAAAGCUUUAAAACUGGGGUGUAUGAUUCUCUAUUGAAUAUAGAGUCUAUCUGUUGUACGACUUUUCUAAUUUGUACAUCAACAAUCUUUACAUGUACAAGCGUGUAUGGAAGUUGUACAACAGAUCCUUAUCUCUAUAUUGGCAGAUUUCUUUUCUAUAUUUGCCUUGGCCUAAGGAUAAUAAAUCAUCUAUCAAUUUUAAUCUCGAUAGAAAGUGGUUUUAAUAGCCAAUUUCAAUACAAUGUAAUAGCUAACUAAGAGAAUUUAUAAAACUAAUAUAGUGAAUGUCAAAUAGCACAACAACAUUUAAACAAAUAAAAUGUUGAUACUAAUUAAUAAUAAAAAAUUACCAAAUA
This is a messenger RNA of Exaiptasia diaphana, 2489 nucleotides long. RefSeq names its product cytokine receptor-like factor 3. Gene Ontology annotation, molecular function: protein binding. Lineage: Eukaryota; Metazoa; Cnidaria; Anthozoa; Actiniaria; Aiptasiidae. The transcript is spliced from 7 exons. The record is from RefSeq and is a predicted model, not a curated record. Bases 147 to 1487 code for a protein of 446 amino acids.